CUGAGAAGGCAACCCGGAGAGGAAUUCCCCAAUCGAGUCUGCACCUCGUAGAUCACCUCAGAGCCAGCAGAAUGGCUGUGCUUAAUCAGAAGUCUGUCCUGGACAUGAUUAAAGAGUUUAGAAGGAAUUGGCAUGCUCUUUGUAACUCUGAGAGAACGACUCUAUGUGGUGCAGACUCCAUGCUCUUGGCAUUGCAGCUUUCCAUGGCAGAGAACAACAAACAGCACAGUGGAGAAUUUACAGUCUCUCUUAGUGAUGUCUUUUUGACCUGGAAAUACUUAUUGCACGAGAAAUUGAACUUACCGAUUGAAAAUGUUAAAGUGAUUGACCAUUAUGAGGACAUUAGAAAGACCUAUGAUGGUCUCCUGAAGAACAGUAAUAUGUUAGAUCUGAUUGAUGUUUAUCAAAGAUGUAAGAUUUUGACUUCUAAUUGUGAAAAUAACACGAUUUCUCCUGGGUCAGCUCUGUGGUCACCUUCAGAAAGGCCCAAUCUGGACCUCUUGGCUUCUAGAGAAGAUCCGCCUGUGUUGGCCUUAUUGGCCCAGCAGGAGCAGAAGGGAGAGUCCCACCCAGCAAGGAGCUGGCCACGAAACUCAGGAUUGCCAGGGAUUCCCGACACAGCCAGGAGAAAGAGACCAGACCUGAAAAAGCUAAAAGCUGCAAUGGAGCGAAGUCAGCUACGGGAUUUUCUGUCUGGCAGACAGCAUGCAGAAGGUGAUGAAACUGAUCUUUAUGUACCAGUAUCACCAAUGAGUAAACAAAACCAGGAUAACGAAAAGGUACAGCUAGUAGCAAGAAAAAUUUUUUUUUCGUAUCUAAACCUGCUAGUGAAUUCAAAGAAUGACUUGGCUCUGGCUCACAUUCUCAAUAUUCCUGAUAGAGGACUUGGAAGAGAAGCCUUUACUGAUUUGAAACGUGCUGCUCGAGAGAAACAAAUGUCUAUCUUUCUGGUGGCUACAUCAUUUAUUAGAACACUAGAGCUUGGAGGAAAAGGAUAUGCACCAUCACCAUCUGAUCCUUUAAGGACACAUGUAAAGGGAUUGUCUAAUUUUAUUAAUUUCAUCGACAAAUUAGAUGAGAUUCUUGGAGAAAUAUCAAAUUCAAGCAUUGCAGGGGGUCGAAUACUGUCAGUGAUAAAGAUGCAGCUGAUUAAAGGCCAUAACAGCAGGGAUCCUUUUUAUAAAGCGGUAGAGGAAGUUGCUCAGGAUUUGGAUUUGAGGAUUAAAAAUAUUAUCAAUUCUCAACAAGGAGGUGUAGCUGUUAGCACCACUGACAUCAGUCCUGCACGGCCAAAAUCUUAUGCCAUAAACCAUGGCACUGCAUAUUGUGGCAGAGAUACUGUGAAAACUUUACUAGUUCUUUUGGAUGAAGAAGCAGCUACUAUUCCUACCAAAAACAAAGCAGAGCUUUUAUAUGAUGAUGAAAACACAAUUCAUCAUAAUGGAACUUCUAUUCUUACACUUUUUAGAUCUCCCACGCAAGUGAAUAAUUCAUUGAUGAAGCCCCUAAGAGAACGCAUCCAUAAAUCAAUACAAGAGAAAAAAGUUAAGAUGAAACAAACCUUAAUUAGAUCCCAGUUUGCUUGUACUUAUAAAGAUGAUUGCAUGAUAAGCAAGGAUAAUUGGAAUAAUGUUAAUUCAGCAUCAAAACCUUUGCAUGUUCUUCACAUGGAAAAUGACCUUUCUGAGGGUAUAAAUUCACCUGUUGGAAGAUCAACAAUUGGAACAAGUUUUGGAAAUGUUCAUCUGGACAGGAGUAAAAAUGAAAAAUUAUCAAGAAAAUCAAGUAGUCAGACAGGAAAUAAAACCUCAAAAAGGAAACAGGUGGAUUUGGAUGGUGAAAACAUUCUCUGUGAUAAUGGAAAUGACCCACCUCAACAUAAAAAUGUUAAGAUACCUAAGACAUCAAACAAUUCACAUAAUAAAUUGGAAUGCAAACUAGCCAGAGUAGCAAGAGGCAGUAAGUGUACCGCCAAGGACAAGUUGAUUAUUGGCCAGACAAAGUUAACUCAGUAUUUUAGACUAUGAAUUUGUCUUUUAUGUGCUUUAGAUUUAUGCAUAUUUAAACUAUUCACCAAAGACAUACUUAAUUUUUAAGAGAUUAAGGUGUAAAUGAUGAUACUCUAUUAUUUAGGUCUGGAGUAUAUGUAAGGUUAGCGUGGUUAGUAUGUUAAGCAUUGUUCAAAAAUACUAAUAAGUCAUAAUUAUGCAGGAUUUUCACAAAGUUUAAUGCACAGAAAAAGCAUAUCAUUUAGGUUACUGGCAUGUCUUAACACUGCUUUCUUUUAAAACAGACAUUUCAAGUAAUACACAAGUUAGAGUAACAUUAAAGGCUUUUCCUCCCACUGGCAAUUAAAUGCUUUUUUUGUCUUCUUGAAAGAUGAUGUGGACCAACAGGUAUCAGACUUGCCAACAAGGUCGAUAGACUCUUCCCAGCAUACACCUGAGCACUGAAGGGAAAAAAAAGUUUAAAUUGUUUAAAGGACUAUAAUUAUCACACAAUAUAUGUUAGAAAAAAAAAGAAUGGAUCUAGUAAAACUAAUUCUGAGUAAAACAAAAUUAUAAUAACUAA
Lemur catta (Ring-tailed lemur) is the source of this 2571-nucleotide messenger RNA. It is a transcript of the gene PARPBP, whose product is annotated as PARP1 binding protein. Gene Ontology annotation, cellular component: chromatin. The record is from RefSeq and is a predicted model, not a curated record. Lineage: Eukaryota; Metazoa; Chordata; Mammalia; Primates; Lemuridae. The transcript is spliced from 13 exons. Bases 72 to 2027 code for a protein of 651 amino acids. Gene Ontology annotation, biological process: negative regulation of double-strand break repair via homologous recombination.